AUGGCGAUUUACGGCCAUGUCCUGAGUACAGUGUCACUGUGGCCUCAAAGCUUCAGCACUGGCACUCAGAGAUCGAUUGCUAAGUCUGAGAAUCUCGUGGAUGAGUUUAACCCCGGCUUACAAAAGCUAGUUACUUUGGGGAACAGCUACAUAAAAGCUUUUCAAGCCCUGGCUCAGACGAGUGAGGCCUACUUCAGUUUUCUUGCUAAGAUGGGCGAGCAAGCGCUCAACACUUUAUCGUCCAAAUCGCUCGGUGAUGUGCUGAUUCAGAUAUCAGAGACCCAGCGCAAGCUUACAGCUGAGGUGGAGGGUGUGUUCUGUUGGUUUCAUGUGGAGGUUCUGCAGGCAAUGGACAAGAAUGUGAAGUUGGAUGAGGAGUACAUUGAGGGAAGCCGAAGAGUCUAUGAACUGGAGGUAAGAAAUCAGGCUGCAGUUCUGGAGAGGCAGCUGAGACGUGGAGCCUUCAGAGACUCGCUGGAAGGUAGCGAGUACAUGCAAUACCUGAGACAGAGCCAGCAGGAAAUUCUUAAAGAGGAAGAGAGAAGAUAUCGUUUCCUGGCCGAGAAACACUGCAGCCUCACGCAGUCUCUACUGUUUCUUAUCAACAAGACAGGGGUAUCUCUACAGCAGAGAGCCGAUGGGUGGAAAGAGAGAGUCAGCGAGACCAGAAGCUCCAGACCUCGAACGCCCACUCCAUCAGAUCAAGAGGCUCAGUUAAGGAGUUCUUUAGGCUCUUUUCUUCAGACUGGAGAUCGAGAGAUGUCGCAUGAGCCGCUUGGCAGAGUGCCCUCUAGAGCCCCGUCUCCUCUGCCCAACCGGUCUCGCUCCAGCUCUGUGGGUGAGUCUUUGGGUCUAGGUGGUGGCCGCUCCAUGAGGGCCAUAGUAUCUCAUCCCCCUUCAUCGAAUCCAGUCCUGCUGCCGUUUUCCCGUGGCGACAUGCUGACUGUACUCAUACCAGAACCCAGGAAUGGCUGGCUGUACGGACGUCAUGACUCAAGCCUCCGUCAAGGCUGGUUUCCUUCUGCCUACGUGGCUGUCGCUGAUGAUUUUUUACCUUUGGGUUCAAGUGGGGCGUCGCACAAAAGCCACAGCAUGAACAACCUCCUGGAGCCAACCAGCCAAUCAGAAAUGAAUUCAGACUUGAAAAGCAAUAGUGACAUCACGACUAUGCGUAAAGCUUCGGUUGAUCUGCGUCCGGUCUCUCCGCUCCCCAACAACGAAGUAAAAACCAAUCAGAAGACCUACAAUGAGAUACCGACCCCAUCCGCGCCGCAACGCCGCGCAUCGACUGACAUUCGCCCAAUAUCGCCACUCCCCGACAGGAGGGCGGAGUCUCAUUUUGAAAGCAAAGUGGAGCAUAAAAGUUAUGAACUCCCGCCUCCAGCCCCGCCCCUUCCACACUCCCCUUUACCCGAGCGAAAGGUGGAAUCAAGCGUUGAGAGGCCAGCAGCUCAUAUACAACCACAAGAGCAUCCACUUUUUCCCAGAGGAUCGAAUCCCUUUGCCACCGUGAAGCUCCGCCCCACAGUCACCAAUGACAGAUCCUCACCACGGAUUCACUGACGGUUACCAUAGCAAUCCUGAACUCUGACUGGCUCAGGGUCUGUACUAAAUGUCAAAAUCUGUACGGCAAGCAGUAUAUCGAAUGAAAAGAUAUUUCUUUAAAAUUUUAAACUCAAUUUUAAACUCUUUAAAGUCACUAACCCUUAUGUACUGUUGGGGACGUUUUCAUCCACUAUGGGGUGCUUUUGAGUCUUAAUUUGGCCACAACUUUCUCUGUGUUUUAGGAAAUGAAAUGAUUUUUGGUGACACGUCUUAUAUUGACACAUAUUUUGGGAAAAUGCUUUGAAAUGAAAAAAAAAAAACAAGUUUACUACCCAUUUGUGUUGUUCAGGAUAAAAUAAUACACUAAAUUAAACCGCUUUAAAAUUUUCCAUUUUUAUUUGCAUAAAUCUGUUUAUCAACCUCAGUCCUGAUCAGAACUACUAAAUGUUUAAAAAAAAAAACUCGAGGAUUUUAUCUUUUUAAUUGACAAGUUAAGUUAUGUCACUGAUUUCAGAAAAAAUACACAAAAUGACUGAUUUUCAAUAUAAAAAGUACGGAGCCCCUAAGGGGACAUGGAGCAAAAAAUAAAUAAAGUUUAGUUUAGCGUGCGCAUGCGAUAGUUUCACGUGCGCACGCUAAACUAAACUUUAUUUAUUUUUUAGUAAAAAUAAAACUUUCACUUCCAAAAAAAAAAUUCUGUCCACAAUUACUUUUUUACCGAGCCCCUAAGGUGACAUUGGAGUAAAAAAAUAUAAAGUUUAGUUUUAUGUGCUCACGCGAAACAUUCACGUGCAGAUUUUUAUUAAAAAGUUUAGUUUUCACGCGAUAAAUUCACGUGCACAUGCGAAAAACUAAACUUUUUAACACAAUUCUGCACAUGAAGGUUUCGCGUGAGCACAUGAAAGUUUCACGUGAGCACAUGAAACUAAACUUGAGAUUUUUUUUACUUCAAUGUCACCCUAGGGCAGUGCUUUUCAAAUAGUGGGGCGGGACCCCCAGGGGGGGCUAGAAGCGACAGCAGGGGGGGCGCGCGAGACCCCGGGGAAAAUACUUUUUCAGAAAGUGUU
This is a messenger RNA of Misgurnus anguillicaudatus (oriental weatherfish), 2612 nucleotides long. NCBI's taxonomy places the organism in Eukaryota, Metazoa, Chordata, Actinopteri, Cypriniformes, Cobitidae. The record is from RefSeq and is a predicted model, not a curated record.